Molecule: messenger RNA, 1221 nt
Organism: Penicillium manginii
Lineage: Eukaryota; Fungi; Ascomycota; Eurotiomycetes; Eurotiales; Aspergillaceae
Product: SIP1 domain-containing protein
Exons: 2
Coding region: 1-1221 (406 amino acids)
Biological process (GO): spliceosomal snRNP assembly
Cellular component (GO): nucleus; SMN complex
Source: RefSeq, a predicted model, not a curated record
AUGCCGGACAAGCGCAAAACACCCAUGUCGGCCCCUGCACCCAAGCGCCCUCGUAUACACGAGGAUGCCAGCGAUGAAGUGACUUCCCAUGAACAGCCACGGAGUCACCCCGUCUAUGGCCAAAAAAAUGCGUUCCCAGGCUUGGACGACGCUGGAGACGAGCUCUUCUAUGGCCCAGCAGAUGAUGGAUUGGAGUAUUUACGCAUGGUCCGAUCCGAAGCGAACGCAAUGCCCUCGCUGUUCAUCGCCGAAGGUCUCCAAAAGGGCCCAGCACCAUCUCAUUCAAAUGCUCCGGUGAAUUCGAGUGAACGCGACCGGCAAAAAUCGUCUUUCAAAGCCGGUUUCUACAUGGACGAAGCCUACAUCGCCCCCGCAAAUUCCGACGAAAAAUCGCCCACAUCUCUUGAAAAGGUAUACCCCGAAGCUCAAGCUUCCUACUAUAACCUUCUCCGACACCGAUUUCUACUCCUCCGAUCCACCUUGAGGUGCAGCCCUCCCGCCGCGGCGAUCGCCGGCCUCGACGACUCACACCCUAUCAGCCUCCCGCGAAAUCACGCACCGGCACGCAAGGAAUGGCGACGCCUGACCCUUGUGGUUGAUCCUCAGAUGGUGCAGCUUGCCUGUAUGGACUCGGAGAGUGUGCUGAGUGUGUUGCAGGUGAUCGCGCGGGGGCUGUCGGAUAAUGUACGAAGUGGCGAUACCGCGGGUAUAAGGCGCCUGGGUGCCUGGAUAUGGGGCCUACUGGGAAAGUGUCGCGAAGUUGGAGAACUUUCUACAGAGGAAGUGGGUGAGAUACGUGAUCUCGGGAAACGCGCCGCGAAGAUACUUGAAAAGGUUCGAGAGGCAGAGGAGGCGGGCGAGGAGGCCGAAGAGGAGGAGGCCUACGAAGAUUCAAUCCCCGGCGAGGCCUACCAAGAUGGUCAAGAGGAACCAGCAACUCUAUCAACGGAGCACAAAGCUGAAUAUUUGGAUACACAUGACGUGGAGAUGGCUAGUGAUGCCGACCGACCAGAUGAACUGGCGGCAGCAAAGGCGAGGCUACAGGCCAGGCUACGAGAUAGUGAAGACGCCAUACCGGAUGAUAAUACCGAUCGGGAGACUCGGGUGAAACAGAUCCGUGCCAUGCUUGAUAUGAUCAUCACCGUUGUGGGCGAAUUCUUUGGGCAGCGAGAUCUCUUGGAGGCACGAGAGGUUUGGACUGGGCCGCAAACUCCACCCUGA